AUGUUAAGACUAUUAUGUGUUGCCUCUGCCACCUUACUUCUUGUGUACUGGAUUACACUUGCAAUCUACAGGCUGUGGUUUCAUCCGCUGGCAAAGUAUCCUGGACCAUUUCUGGCAAGAAUCACUCCGGUAUAUGCUCUUCCGAUUGAACGGUUCUU
This is a messenger RNA of Verruconis gallopava, 158 nucleotides long. RefSeq lists its product as uncharacterized. Lineage: Eukaryota; Fungi; Ascomycota; Dothideomycetes; Venturiales; Sympoventuriaceae. The annotation marks the transcript as partial. The transcript is spliced from 3 exons. The record is from RefSeq and is a predicted model, not a curated record.